This is a messenger RNA of Paramuricea clavata, 4604 nucleotides long. The record is from the annotation of a GenBank genome assembly. NCBI's taxonomy places the organism in Eukaryota, Metazoa, Cnidaria, Anthozoa, Malacalcyonacea, Plexauridae.
GUAUUAUUUAUUUCUUAUACAUUGAUAUUUCUUACCAGAGAUUCUACUCUAUUUCAUCGUCACCUCAAGCACAUCCUGGGGAGAUCCAUGCCACGGUUGCUGUUGUAAGAUUUAAAAAAGAAAGUAAGUUUCUACAGAGAUUGUUGUUAGUAUAAUGGUGGUUGAUUUUACUGCAGCUUGUGGUGGUUGAUUUUACUACAGCUUGUGGUAGCAUAUUGGGCUCAGAAGAAUCCAAUAAGAUAUAAGGUAAUUGUGUUGUAGCUUAUUCAGUGAAUACUAAAGCCCCAGUCGAAUGGGAAUGAAAGUUGAUGAGAAUUGCAACUAUCGCUCGCGUUUGAACACCAAGUCUGGCACUCUCAUCAACUUUGAGCUGGUUCAAAUUUUGAUAAGAGUUUUCCCUAUUAACGCGGUAAUAUCCAAUCAACUCUCAUGCAACUCUUGUUCUCGUUUGACCGGGGCAUGAGAGUUGAGAAAACUCUCAUGCAAAAACUCUGGCUUGCCAACUCUCAUGCAAUUCCAUAUGACCAUGAUUAUCUUUUCUUAACAGAUGGCCAAGGUCCAGUCCACAAUGGAGUGUGUUCCACUUGGAUAGAAAGCCUCAAGCCAGGCGAUAUGAUUCCAUGCUCUGUUAGACAGUAAGUCAAAUGUUUUCAUGCUACAAUGGACCAUUUCUAAACAAGUCUAGACAAAAAAUUACAGCUUCAAAGAGCAUCACAAAAUUAGUAAUAUUCCAAAGUUUCGUUGCGAAAUGUUGUAAAAUGUGGAUAAUAUAGCUUUGUGAAGUUUGCAAUUUUCAGUCAUUUUGUAUUACGCACGCGAAAUUGACAGCCCAAUCGGGUGUUGGGGCAUCAAUUUCCCCGUUUGUAAUACAAAAUGACUGAAAAUUGCAAAUUUCACAAGGCUAUAUUAUCCGCAUUUUACAACAUUUCGUAACGAAAUUUGGAAUAUUACUAAUUUUGUGAUGCUCUUUCAAGCUGUGAUGAAAUUUUUGUCUAGAUAAAAUUUAGUCUAUACUGCAAAUGGUCCAUUAACAAGCAAUUUUUUCAUUUUUCGCAUACAGUAUGUGCGAUGAGAAACUUAAAAUCUUCUUAGUGCAUGGUCCUCCCGAAAAUACUUUGUUUUAGGUUUAAAUUACGCUACUAAAUUAAGAAAAAAAUUUAUUUAUUUAUAGUGCUCAUUCAUUCCACAUGCCAGAAGAUCCUUCCCUCCCCGUCAUCAUGGUAGGGCCUGGCACGGGUAUAGCGCCAUUCCGCAGUUUCUGGCAACAACGUUUGUUUGAGAAAAAAAAUAAGUUGACAAACAAAGUCAAAGACAAAGGAAAGAACCAAAGUAAGUUAAUCUACAAUGAUUGUAAAUGCCUAAGUUAGAAGACUAUAGUAGGGAAGCGCAAGUUCAUGAUAAGUUUGAAAACCGGCUUACAUUGACCUAUUUCCUAAUGAACAAAAUUUUGAUCUAAACAAGUCUAGACAAAAAUUUCAUCACAGCUUGAAAGAGCAUCACAACAUUAGUAAUAUUCCGAAGUUUCGUUGCGAAAUGUUGUAAAAUGCGGAUAAUAUAGUAAUAGCCCUGCGAAGUUCGCCGUUUUUCAGUCAUUUUGUAUUACGCGCGGGAAAUUGAUACCGCUUUCUGAAAAAAAACUUUAAAAAUGUAUCAAUAUCCCGUGCGUAAUACCAUAGGCAAUCCAAAAUGUUUUGGGAUUGUCUAUGGUAAAUACAAAAUGACUGAAAAACGGCAAACUUCGCAGGGCUAUAUAUUUAUAAUUAUUAUUUAUUUUAUAAUUAGAUUUAAAGAAUUUUAAUUUGAUAUUGGUUUUACUUAAUCACUAGUCAAUUUUCCAUUUCACGUAAAAUUUAUAUUGAGAAAUAUUUUGUUUCUUUUUUCAGGACCGACAACACUGAGCAAAGAUAAGAACUCUACAUGGGGACCGCUGACCCUGUAUUUCGGUUGCCGCAGUUCAGAACACGACGACAUCUACAAACAUGAGACAAGUCAUGCAAUGAGAGAAGGGGGGUUAGAUACCGUCUAUACGGCAUUCUCUAGAGAACCCAAUGUACCAAAGGUAUGAAAAAUACUACUUUUAUACAAUGCAAAAUGAGUACUUGACUCAAAUACAGUAUGCGAGUAAAAUAAUAACGCACCCACAAUAACUCACAAAAUAUUAUGGGUAAAUCUACUCAUUUCUUGAGUAAAGUAAAUAUUUACUAAAAAAAAAUAAGUAUAAUUGAAACCAAUAAAAAAUUGAGUAAUUUUACACCAAAUAUUGAGUCAUUGUGGGUGCAUAUUGUAUUUUACUAAAGUUUUUGAAGCAAAAUAUACUCAGGGAUUUUUUAUGUUUGACAACAAUUAAAUCCUCACUGACAAACUGUAAUAAUUAUUUUGUGCAAAAAUGUACCAAAAUUUGAAUGUCCCACAAAAUGCAAUACCUAUGUUCUAGUAUUUUAUACAGCAAAUUAUUGGGGAUCCCGCAAAGGAUUGCGCUAUAAAUUGAUCAAAUAUUUUGGAUCGGGAUGGUGGAUUUUCCUCUCGGAAAUUCAACAAUUUUGAACACCCCAAUAAAUCCCCCCCCCCCACCCUCUAAUAAAUAAACUACGUCACAUGUCGAUGUUCAUCUAUUUUCAGACGUACGUACAAGACUUGAUCAAGAAAAAUGCGAGUGAAAUUUACGACAUGUUGGUGAACAAGGGAGGACAUUUCUUUGUCUGUGGAGACGUUUCCAUGGCGGAUGACGUGCACACCUCACUCGAGGUGAGCUUCACGUCCUUUGAAAAUUUAUUUGUUGGAUAAAAUCGGCGAAUUAUUUUUAAAAUUAUAUAGGAAUACAAUUAAAUAUAUUAAUAUUUCAAGGGAAUAUAAUAAUAAAAGCCCAUAAGGGUUUCAUAAAGAUCCUUAGUCCUAACAUUUGUAUACAGUUGUAAAUCAUUACAUCUUACUAUCGUUAUACUGUAUGCAAUUUGGGCAAAAUAAGUAAACAAUAUGAAUGUUUAAAUCACAAGGGCAUUAGGACAAAACACGAACACUGACAUUGCAAAACACCUGCAUAGCAAGGAACAAAUUGCAAAAAUUAACAGUAAUUAUUAACAGUUAGUAACAAUUAGUAACAGUUUUUUUCUGCUUUCUAGAAUGCACUCGAAGCAGAGGGAAAGCAGCAUGACAAUGAUACCAAAGACUUCGUUCAAAAUAUGAAGGUAGAAAUUUAGAACUAAACUCUUAAUACAAAUUAUGUACAUCUUAUAUUUAAGUAUUUUUAUUGACACUGUCAGUUAGGUAUUAAAUUCGACUACUCCUUAACACAAAAACAACUAUUUAGAUAUUAUCAACAAUGUUUGUAUAUCAAAUUGUGAUUUAUGCAAUUAGAGCAUAUUUAUAUUAAUUAGAAUUGUAUUCGAAGUUAUGUUCACGUUAUAUUUUUCCCCACAGAAUAAUGGCAUCUAUCAUGAAGAUAUAUUUGGUAUUACAUUGAGAACAAAAGAAACAACGGACAGAGCAAGACAAAGUAAAUGUUUACAUACAUAAUAAUUCUCUAUAUAGUUAGUUAUAGUUAGUGUCAACUUGAACUAAAACCCCAUUUUAGUCAUGCCAAAAUAAUUUCGUCCACUGAAUUGAUUGCAACUAAACUAGAACUAAACGCAAAAAACCAUAGUAUAUAAAACAUGCAACAUUACAGUAGGUAUAUAGUUUCAUUCGCUUGCUGCAAUAAUUGUCAACAUUUUGUAAUUAAAUUGCAUGAUCAGCUUGUUAACGCUUACUAAUCCAAAGAAUCCCCCGCAGUACAAUGUCACUCAGUUACAAUUUGAAGAAUGACUUGUGGCCCUUUUGGAAGCAUGCCUUAUCAGAAAUUACAGUAGCUUCUUUUGGAGUUGAUAUCUAAACUAUUUCUGUUGCUAUAUUCUAGAACGUGGAACAUUGGCGUCAGGUUCAAGGUAAGCAAUAUACCAUACAUGCAUGCAUGCAGCACAUACUUUCUUUAGAAAGUCGUUAUGAAUAAUAAAUAUUUAUCGUAGUUGACACAUUUAAGAAAAUUAAACUAAACACAAAUAUUUUAUUCACUUUAUAGCUUCGAAGCUGCAGCAGUAACAGGACAAAAAUAAAAACAUUCUUAAUAAGUGAAUGAAGGAAUUUUAGAGCAAAGGCAAAAAUCUAUACUAGAAACAACAUAUGUAUUUAAAUAACAUUAUAGCUACUGUACUAUAGCUGUAAAACAAAAUAUGAUGAUAUAAUAGAGACAUAGAUUAUAGACACAUUUACCAUGGCUAUCAUAUAUUUACAACUAAUUUACAAUGCUCUCCCUCCCCCUCCCCCGUGAGGCUGCAUGCGCAGGCAAAAUUGUGAUAACUCGCAUGCCUAUUGGAUUGCUAGUAUUACUCUAUACAUAAAAAGGCAUACGGCCUAUCCACAUCAGGUUGUGAAUUACAUUAUAGCGACAAAUUGUUAGUAUUUCCUUAACACCUUUCCAUUGAAGACUGUGAAACAGAUUAUAAAAUAAUUUCAAUGCAUGCUUUUUACUAACAACCUAAAAACCAAUUCGGGUUUACAGUUACAGUAUAAUAUAUUCAUCAGCGAGUACUAGUAUUAUUAUUAAAUUGUUAAUCAUAGGUAUUUAGUCG